Molecule: messenger RNA, 1935 nt
Organism: Verticillium alfalfae VaMs.102
Lineage: Eukaryota; Fungi; Ascomycota; Sordariomycetes; Glomerellales; Plectosphaerellaceae
Exons: 2
Coding region: 1-1935 (644 amino acids)
Source: RefSeq, a predicted model, not a curated record
AUGCUCGCCAGCGCGUCCCGGCGCACCUCUUACGGUGUCGUCAGCUUUCUGCUCUUGCUCUUCUUCACAGCCCUGGUCAUUCAGUAUAGGGAUAUAUCUCGUUCUUCCCUAGAAUCUAUGCUACACACCGCACAACCCACCGGAGCCGAGACCAAGACAACCGAAAAGCCCACAGAAUCACCCUCAAGUAGUUCCCAGGCCGGUCCGGGGGCGCGACCACACGUAACAAGCCUAGGCAGAAUCUCCCGAUUGCAUUAUCUCGUCCCGACGACGUUGGUAAAGCCGCCCGUGUGCGCCGUCGUGGCCUCAGCCCUCGUCAACCGCUUUCCGAUUCCAGUGCUUGUCGGCUACAAGGCCACGGGCGAGUUUGACGCCAAGGCGGCUCACAUUGCAAAGCUGCGGGCCAUUACUCGCUAUCUUCAUGGCCCCGCCGCCGGCGAGGAUGAUGAUCUUGUCAUUGUUGUCGACGGCUUCGACGUCCUCGCCCAGAUCCCCGCAGAGGCCCUGAUCCAGCGUUACUUUGAAGUCGCCGCCGCCGCCGAUCAGAGAUUAGCCGAUCAGCGCGGCCUUACCGUCGAGGAGGUGCACUCCAAGGGCCUGCGCCAGACGGUACUCUGGGGCACCGACAAGGGGUGCUUCCCCAGUAGCGGCAACGGCGACGAGAAGCAGCGUGACCCGCGCUGCUGGCUCGUCCCCUUUUCCACCUUACCCCGCUACGUCUGGGGCCCUGAAACGGGCACCGGCGGCCUGCCGUUCAGCGACUCGCGCUUCGUCAACUCAGGCACCGUUAUCGGGCCGCUGGGCGACCUGCGAACCCUGAUCGACGCGACGCUGGCGCUCAUCGAGGAGAUGUUCGACCCGGAGUACAAGUACCACAACUCGGACCAGUACUACGUCUCGACGCUCUACGCGCGGCAGGAGUACCAGCGCGCCCUCGACCUCAACGAUGGCGUCUUCCCCGGGGGGCGCGACGACUACACGUUUCCCGAGCCGCGGCGCGACGGCCACGACGUGACCGAGUACCACGCCUUCCUCGACACAGACUACGCCAUCACGCAGACGCAAUGCCACAACGAAAAGUUCAUGCGCCGCCUUCGCUUCGCUAACCACGAUCGCACCGCCACGGUCGAGAAGGCCGCCGGGGUCCUCGAUGCCGGCUACACCAUCCAGAUGCCGGCGCCGCUCUACCGCGGCCUGCGCCGCCUCUUCGAUGCGCUCCUCGAUGACGAGCGGCCCGUCGACUCGGCCCGCGCCUGGAUCGCUGGCCUCCGCCUCGGCACGAACACGGCCACGCGCCACAUCUACGCCUUCUACCACAACACUUGCAGCAAGAAGGCCUUUGUCGACAAGUACUACGACUCGUGGUUCUUCCCCGUCCUGCGGCCCCUGCUACGCGCCGCUGUCCGCGCCAUCCGGGCUGACGAGCCCAUACACCCGCGGCCUAUUGAUGGGCGGAUCUGGGUUGUCGCGCACCGGUACCCGGAGAACGUGGAGCUCGAGGAUGAGUUUGGUGGCGUUUUUACGGAUGCCGUUGACGAGCCGUUUAUCCCGUUGCAGAAGCUGUGCAGUGGCGAGGCGGCGCCGGUCAUUGGGACGAAGAAGCCAGUGAAGAAGCCUGAGAAGGAGGCGGCCAAGCUGGAGGCCAAACCUGACAUCAAGCCGGAGCUUAAGCCAGAAUUGAAGCCGCAAGACAAGCCAGAAAGCAAGCCCGAGGAGAAGCCACAAGUCACGCCAGAGCAGAAGCCAGAAACGAAACAGGAAGAAAAACCGGUGGAGAAGCCACAGGGGAAGCCAGAGGAUGAUUCUGCAGGGAAACCUGAUGAUAAGCAGGAAAAGCCCAAGGAGAAACCAGAGGAGCAGCCCAAAGAAAUGCCAGAAGGCAAGCCGGAAGAAAGGCCAGCAGAGAAGCCCAGGGAAGCUAGAGAACAAGCCUAA